AUGGAUCAUACAGCGACAUAUAAGGGAUGGAUUGGUGGGAGCGGUGGGAGCGGUGGGAGCGGUGGGAGUGGAGUGGCAAGGAGUGGCAGGAGUGCAGGAGUGGCAGGAGUGGCAGGAGUGGCAGGAGUGGCAGGAGUGGCAGGAGUGGCAGGAGUGGCAGGAGUGGCAGGAGUGGCAGGAGUGGCAGGAGUGGCAGGAGUGGCAGGAGUGGCAGGAGUGGCAGGAGUGGCAGGAGUGGCAGGAGUGGCAGGAGUGGCAGGAGUGGCAGGAGUGGCAGGAGUGGCAGGAGUGGCAGGAGUGGCAGGAGUGGCAGGAGUGGCAGGAGUGGCAGGAGUGGCAGGAGUGGCAGGAGUGGCAGGAGUGGCAGGAGUGGCAGGAGUGGCAGGAGUGGCAGGAGUGGCAGGAGUGGCAGGAGUGGCAGGAGUGGCAGGAGUGGCAGGAGUGGCAGGAGUGGCAGGAGUGGCAGGAGUGGCAGGAGUGGCAGGAGUGGCAGGAGUGGCAGGAGUGGCAGGAGUGGCAGGAGUGGCAGGAGUGGCAGGAGUGGCAGGAGUGGCAGGAGUGGCAGGAGUGGCAGGAGUGGCAGGAGUGGCAGGAGUGGCAGGAGUGGCAGGAGUGGCAGGAGUGGCAGGAGUGGCAGGAGUGGCAGGAGUGGCAGGAGUGGCAGGAGUGGCAGGAGUGGCAGGAGUGGCAGGAGUGGCAGGAGUGGCAGGAGUGGCAGGAGUGGCAGGAGUGGCAGGAGUGGCAGGAGUGGCAGGAGUGGCAGGAGUGGCAGGAGUGGCAGGAGUGGCAGGAGUGGCAGGAGUGGCAGGAGUGGCAGGAGUGGCAGGAGUGGCAGGAGUGGCAGGAGUGGCAGGAGUGGCAGGAGUGGCAGGAGUGGCAGGAGUGGCAGGAGUGGCAGGAGUGGCAGGAGUGGCAGGAGUGGCAGGAGUGGCAGGAGUGGCAGGAGUGGCAGGAGUGGCAGGAGUGGCAGGAGUGGCAGGAGUGGCAGGAGUGGCAGGAGUGGCAGGAGUGGCAGGAGUGGCAGGAGUGGCAGGAGUGGCAGGAGUGGCAGGAGUGGCAGGAGUGGCAGGAGUGGCAGGAGUGGCAGGAGUGGCAGGAGUGGCAGGAGUGGCAGGAGUGGCAGGAGUGGCAGGAGUGGCAGGAGUGGCAGGAGUGGCAGGAGUGGCAGGAGUGGCAGGAGUGGCAGGAGUGGCAGGAGUGGCAGGAGUGGCAGGAGUGGCAGGAGUGGCAGGAGUGGCAGGAGUGGCAGGAGUGGCAGGAGUGGCAGGAGUGGCAGGAGUGGCAGGAGUGGCAGGAGUGGCAGGAGUGGCAGGAGUGGCAGGAGUGGCAGGAGUGGCAGGAGUGGCAGGAGUGGCAGGAGUGGCAGGAGUGGCAGGAGUGGCAGGAGUGGCAGGAGUGGCAGGAGUGGCAGGAGUGGCAGGAGUGGCAGGAGUGGCAGGAGUGGCAGGAGUGGCAGGAGUGGCAGGAGUGGCAGGAGUGGCAGGAGUGGCAGGAGUGGCAGGAGUGGCAGGAGUGGCAGGAGUGGCAGGAGUGGCAGGAGUGGCAGGAGUGGCAGGAGUGGCAGGAGUGGCAGGAGUGGCAGGAGUGGCAGGAGUGGCAGGAGUGGCAGGAGUGGCAGGAGUGGCAGGAGUGGCAGGAGUGGCAGGAGUGGCAGGAGUGGCAGGAGUGGCAGGAGUGGCAGGAGUGGCAGGAGUGGCAGGAGUGGCAGGAGUGGCAGGAGUGGCAGGAGUGGCAGGAGUGGCAGGAGUGGCAGGAGUGGCAGGAGUGGCAGGAGUGGCAGGAGUGGCAGGAGUGGCAGGAGUGGCAGGAGUGGCAGGAGUGGCAGGAGUGGCAGGAGUGGCAGGAGUGGCAGGAGUGGCAGGAGUGGCAGGAGUGGCAGGAGUGGCAGGAGUGGCAGGAGUGGCAGGAGUGGCAGGAGUGGCAGGAGUGGCAGGAGUGGCAGGAGUGGCAGGAGUGGCAGGAGUGGCAGGAGUGGCAGGAGUGGCAGGAGUGGCAGGAGUGGCAGGAGUGGCAGGAGUGGCAGGAGUGGCAGGAGUGGCAGGAGUGGCAGGAGUGGCAGGAGUGGCAGGAGUGGCAGGAGUGGCAGGAGUGGCAGGAGUGGCAGGAGUGGCAGGAGUGGCAGGAGUGGCAGGAGUGGCAGGAGUGGCAGGAGUGGCAGGAGUGGCAGGAGUGGCAGGAGUGGCAGGAGUGGCAGGAGUGGCAGGAGUGGCAGGAGUGGCAGGAGUGGCAGGAGUGGCAGGAGUGGCAGGAGUGGCAGGAGUGGCAGGAGUGGCAGGAGUGGCAGGAGUGGCAGGAGUGGCAGGAGUGGCAGGAGUGGCAGGAGUGGCAGGAGUGGCAGGAGUGGCAGGAGUGGCAGGAGUGGCAGGAGUGGCAGGAGUGGCAGGAGUGGCAGGAGUGGCAGGAGUGGCAGGAGUGGCAGGAGUGGCAGGAGUGGCAGGAGUGGCAGGAGUGGCAGGAGUGGCAGGAGUGGCAGGAGUGGCAGGAGUGGCAGGAGUGGCAGGAGUGGCAGGAGUGGCAGGAGUGGCAGGAGUGGCAGGAGUGGCAGGAGUGGCAGGAGUGGCAGGAGUGGCAGGAGUGGCAGGAGUGGCAGGAGUGGCAGGAGUGGCAGGAGUGGCAGGAGUGGCAGGAGUGGCAGGAGUGGCAGGAGUGGCAGGAGUGGCAGGAGUGGCAGGAGUGGCAGGAGUGGCAGGAGUGGCAGGAGUGGCAGGAGUGGCAGGAGUGGCAGGAGUGGCAGGAGUGGCAGGAGUGGCAGGAGUGGCAGGAGUGGCAGGAGUGGCAGGAGUGGCAGGAGUGGCAGGAGUGGCAGGAGUGGCAGGAGUGGCAGGAGUGGCAGGAGUGGCAGGAGUGGCAGGAGUGGCAGGAGUGGCAGGAGUGGCAGGAGUGGCAGGAGUGGCAGGAGUGGCAGGAGUGGCAGGAGUGGCAGGAGUGGCAGGAGUGGCAGGAGUGGCAGGAGUGGCAGGAGUGGCAGGAGUGGCAGGAGUGGCAGGAGUGGCAGGAGUGGCAGGAGUGGCAGGAGUGGCAGGAGUGGCAGGAGUGGCAGGAGUGGCAGGAGUGGCAGGAGUGGCAGGAGUGGCAGGAGUGGCAGGAGUGGCAGGAGUGGCAGGAGUGGCAGGAGUGGCAGGAGUGGCAGGAGUGGCAGGAGUGGCAGGAGUGGCAGGAGUGGCAGGAGUGGCAGGAGUGGCAGGAGUGGCAGGAGUGGCAGGAGUGGCAGGAGUGGCAGGAGUGGCAGGAGUGGCAGGAGUGGCAGGAGUGGCAGGAGUGGCAGGAGUGGCAGGAGUGGCAGGAGUGGCAGGAGUGGCAGGAGUGGCAGGAGUGGCAGGAGUGGCAGGAGUGGCAGGAGUGGCAGGAGUGGCAGGAGUGGCAGGAGUGGCAGGAGUGGCAGGAGUGGCAGGAGUGGCAGGAGUGGCAGGAGUGGCAGGAGUGGCAGGAGUGGCAGGAGUGGCAGGAGUGGCAGGAGUGGCAGGAGUGGCAGGAGUGGCAGGAGUGGCAGGAGUGGCAGGAGUGGCAGGAGUGGCAGGAGUGGCAGGAGUGGCAGGAGUGGCAGGAGUGGCAGGAGUGGCAGGAGUGGCAGGAGUGGCAGGAGUGGCAGGAGUGGCAGGAGUGGCAGGAGUGGCAGGAGUGGCAGGAGUGGCAGGAGUGGCAGGAGUGGCAGGAGUGGCAGGAGUGGCAGGAGUGGCAGGAGUGGCAGGAGUGGCAGGAGUGGCAGGAGUGGCAGGAGUGGCAGGAGUGGCAGGAGUGGCAGGAGUGGCAGGAGUGGCAGGAGUGGCAGGAGUGGCAGGAGUGGCAGGAGUGGCAGGAGUGGCAGGAGUGGCAGGAGUGGCAGGAGUGGCAGGAGUGGCAGGAGUGGCAGGAGUGGCAGGAGUGGCAGGAGUGGCAGGAGUGGCAGGAGUGGCAGGAGUGGCAGGAGUGGCAGGAGUGGCAGGAGUGGCAGGAGUGGCAGGAGUGGCAGGAGUGGCAGGAGUGGCAGGAGUGGCAGGAGUGGCAGGAGUGGCAGGAGUGGCAGGAGUGGCAGGAGUGGCAGGAGUGGCAGGAGUGGCAGGAGUGGCAGGAGUGGCAGGAGUGGCAGGAGUGGCAGGAGUGGCAGGAGUGGCAGGAGUGGCAGGAGUGGCAGGAGUGGCAGGAGUGGCAGGAGUGGCAGGAGUGGCAGGAGUGGCAGGAGUGGCAGGAGUGGCAGGAGUGGCAGGAGGAGUGGCAGGAGUGGCAGGAGUGGCAGGAGUGGCAGGAGUGGCAGGAGUGGCAGGAGUGGCAGGAGUGGCAGGAGUGGCAGGAGUGGCAGGAGUGGCAGGAGUGGCAGGAGUGGCAGGAGUGGCAGGAGUGGCAGGAGUGGCAGGAGUGGCAGGAGUGGCAGGAGUGGCAGGAGUGGCAGGAGUGGCAGGAGUGGCAGGAGUGGCAGGAGUGGCAGGAGUGGCAGGAGUGGCAGGAGUGGCAGGAGUGGCAGGAGUGGCAGGAGUGGCAGGAGUGGCAGGAGUGGCAGGAGUGGCAGGAGUGGCAGGAGUGGCAGGAGUGGCAGGAGUGGCAGGAGUGGCAGGAGUGGCAGGAGUGGCAGGAGUGGCAGGAGUGGCAGGAGUGGCAGGAGUGGCAGGAGUGGCAGGAGUGGCAGGAGUGGCAGGAGUGGCAGGAGUGGCAGGAGUGGCAGGAGUGGCAGGAGUGGCAGGAGUGGCAGGAGUGGCAGGAGUGGCAGGAGUGGCAGGAGUGGCAGGAGUGGCAGGAGUGGCAGGAGUGGCAGGAGUGGCAGGAGUGGCAGGAGUGGCAGGAGUGGCAGGAGUGGCAGGAGUGGCAGGAGUGGCAGGAGUGGCAGGAGUGGCAGGAGUGGCAGGAGUGGCAGGAGUGGCAGGAGUGGCAGGAGUGGCAGGAGUGGCAGGAGUGGCAGGAGUGGCAGGAGUGGCAGGAGUGGCAGGAGUGGCAGGAGUGGCAGGAGUGGCAGGAGUGGCAGGAGUGGCAGGAGUGGCAGGAGUGGCAGGAGUGGCAGGAGUGGCAGGAGUGGCAGGAGUGGCAGGAGUGGCAGGAGUGGCAGGAGUGGCAGGAGUGGCAGGAGUGGCAGGAGUGGCAGGAGUGGCAGGAGUGGCAGGAGUGGCAGGAGUGGCAGGAGUGGCAGGAGUGGCAGGAGUGGCAGGAGUGGCAGGAGUGGCAGGAGUGGCAGGAGUGGCAGGAGUGGCAGGAGUGGCAGGAGUGGCAGGAGUGGCAGGAGUGGCAGGAGUGGCAGGAGUGGCAGGAGUGGCAGGAGUGGCAGGAGUGGCAGGAGUGGCAGGAGUGGCAGGAGUGGCAGGAGUGGCAGGAGUGGCAGGAGUGGCAGGAGUGGCAGGAGUGGCAGGAGUGGCAGGAGUGGCAGGAGUGGCAGGAGUGGCAGGAGUGGCAGGAGUGGCAGGAGUGGCAGGAGUGGCAGGAGUGGCAGGAGUGGCAGGAGUGGCAGGAGUGGCAGGAGUGGCAGGAGUGGCAGGAGUGGCAGGAGUGGCAGGAGUGGCAGGAGUGGCAGGAGUGGCAGGAGUGGCAGGAGUGGCAGGAGUGGCAGGAGUGGCAGGAGUGGCAGGAGUGGCAGGAGUGGCAGGAGUGGCAGGAGUGGCAGGAGUGGCAGGAGUGGCAGGAGUGGCAGGAGUGGCAGGAGUGGCAGGAGUGGCAGGAGUGGCAGGAGUGGCAGGAGUGGCAGGAGUGGCAGGAGUGGCAGGAGUGGCAGGAGUGGCAGGAGUGGCAGGAGUGGCAGGAGUGGCAGGAGUGGCAAGGA
Molecule: messenger RNA, 5719 nt
Organism: Closterium sp. Naga37s-1
Lineage: Eukaryota; Viridiplantae; Streptophyta; Zygnematophyceae; Desmidiales; Closteriaceae
Source: the annotation of a GenBank genome assembly